ACAACAUGAGAGAUUUAAUGUCCAGCAUUUCCUUUUAAACUCAUUUAUCUUUCUCCCUCCCUCUGCACUCUCACACCACCGCACCCUCACAUUUUAUUUGACAGCACUGCUUUAGUGCCUUCAAUAAAAAAGCCUUGUCCAGUGAGGCAAAUACAAGCACCUUAUGAGGUGUCACCAGCUUUUGAGUGCAGCCUUUGUCCUUUGCUGCUCUUUACAGAUGACACAGGAGCCCUUGCUGUUGCUGCAGCUUGAUUGACUCAAAGCUGGGACACAUGGCAUUUGUUAUCUUUUUGAUCCCCUGCUUCAUGGUCGGAAGCGACCUCGCUCUCUCCUGCCAGAAUGCUGACGACUUUGUGGGUGCCAGUUCUCCGGGGGACAUCGUCAUUGGAGGCUUGUUUUCAGUUCACAGCGAAAUGCUGCAUCCAGAAGAAGAUCCCAUCAAGCCAGUAAUUCAGAAUUGUGCUGGCUUUGAAAUUCAAGUUUUUCUUCAGACACUUGCAAUGAUACACGCUAUUGAAACCAUCAACAACUCAACGCUGUUGUCUGGAGUUACCCUGGGCUAUGAAAUCUACGACACGUGUGCAGAAGUUACAAAAGCCAUGGCAUCUGCCCUGAGAUUUCUGUCUAAAUUCAACUCUUCUGAGGAUGCUGUGGAGUUCAAGUGCAACUACUCAGACUACAUCCCGAGUGUCAAGGCAGUCAUUGGAGCCAGCUACUCAGAGGUGUCCAUGGCAGUGUCAAGGCUGUUGGCUUUGCAAUUAAUCCCACAGGAAGUAAUUCUGACCUCCAACGCCACCACAGGAACUGUAGUCAGUCCUGCAUCAUCAGCUGAAAUCCUCAGUGACAAAAUCAGGUUUCCUUCUUUCUUCAGGACUAUCCCCAGUGAUUUUCACCAGACAAGAGCAAUGACUCGCUUGAUCUGUGAAUCUGGGUGGAACUGGAUUGGAGUAAUAGCCACUGAUGAUGACAAUGGGAGGUUCGCUCUGGAGAGCUUUGGCGUCCAGGCCAUGGCAAACAACGUUUGCAUAGCCUUUAAAGAGAUGCUGCCAGCCUAUCUCUCUGACAGCACCUUUCACACCAAAGUUGAUCAAGCAAUUGAGAAUAUUGUCAAAGAAAAAAGAGUAAACGUUAUUGUUGUCUUUAUGAGACAGUUUCAUGUGCUCAAACUAUUCAAGAAGGCAAUUGAGAGGAACGUUAAUAAAAUCUGGAUUGCGAGUGAUAACUGGUCAGCUGCAGUCAAGAUCAGUACAAUGCCCAAUAUCAGACAGCUGGGAACAGUUGUGGGAUUUGGAUUUAAAAAUGGAGACAUCUCCUCAUUCCAAGAGUUUUUGAGAAACCUUCAUAAAAAGCCGACUGAAAACAACAAGUUUUUACGUGAAUAUAUUAUGCUUUUGUCAGUCUGUGCACACCUGGAAUAUCAUGACUUUCAAAGGUGCAUUGCAAACCAGUCCCAGGAUAAUCUAUUGGAAAAUGAUGGGAGUAAGCCUCAUAUCUGGAGAGAUGAUUUUUUGAAUGCUAAUGUUGAACCAGGAUUUAUCCAUAGUACUAUGCUUGCAGUCUAUGCUAUAGCUCACGCCAUUAAAGGGCUGUGCAAAGACAGAGACUGCAAGGAUCCAUCUGCCUUCACUCCCUGGGAGCUCCUUGAAGAACUUAAAAGAGUUGUAGUCAUUGAUGGUGAUAAGGAAGUCAAAUUUGACUCCCAUGGCGAUAUGAGCACCAGUUAUGAUGUUCUUCUUUGGAAAGAAAUUGAUGGCCACAUGGAAAUCACCACUAUGGCAGAAUAUGAUGCUGAGAAAGGUGGCUUUAUCUUUGAGGAUGAAGAGAAAAAAAAAGACUUUCUGGCUCUAAAGAAGGUUCAGUCAACAUGCUCCCAGCCCUGCAGUCCAGGCCAGGUGAAAAAGGUUACAGAAAGUCCACACACAUGCUGCUAUGAGUGUAUUUACUGCCCAGAAAACCAUUACAGCAACCAAACAGAUAUGGAUUACUGCUACCGAUGCAACAACAAAACCUACUGGGCUCCCGUCAACAGCAGCACGUGCUACAGGAAGACAAUCUAUUUCCUUGCCUGGACUGACUGGUUUGCUAUCUUCCUCCUCCUCCUCUCUGCUUUUGGGGUUGUGUUGGUCUUGUCCAUUUGUGUAAUAUUUACCAAAAACUUGGACACACCAGUAGUAAAGGCAUCUGGUGGUCUGACUGUCUGCUACAUUAUUCUCUUCAGCCACUUCUUAAUUUUUUUAAGCACUGUCUUCUUCAUAGAUAUACCCACAGAAUUCAAAUGUAAAACUAGGCAAACACUCUUUGGUAUAAGUUUUACACUCUGCAUUUCAUGUAUUUUAAUAAAGUCACUAAAAAUUUUACUAGCUUUCAGCUUUGAUCCCAAGCUUCAAAAUUUCCUGAAAUGCAUGUAUAAACCUAUUCCCACUGUGGUCACUUGCACUGGAAUUCAAGUUAUCAUUUGCACUUUCUGGCUUAUAUUUAGAACACCUUUUGUAAAUCAAAAUUUCUCAAUCCCAAGAGCAAUAAUUCUAGAAUGCAAUGAGGGAUCUAUUGUAGCUUUUGGGAUUAUGUUGGGCUACAUCGCUGCCCUAGCAUUUAUUUGCUUCAUAUUUGCCUUCAAAGGUAGGAAAUUGCCAGAGAAUUACAAUGAAGCUAAAUUCAUCACUUUUGGCAUGCUAAUUUACUUUAUAGCAUGGAUUGUAUUUAUCCCUGUCUACGCAACCACAUUUGGCAAAUACUUGCCAGCAGUGGAAAUCAUCGUUGUUUUAAUAUCUAAUUAUGGAAUCCUCUGCUGCACUUUUCUACCAAAAUGCUAUAUCAUCAUUUACAAGCAAGAAACAAACACAAAAUCUGCCUUUCUCAAAAUGGUUUACACGUACUCCUCUAAGAGUGCAGGCAGCGUUGCUGUUAGUCAGGCUUCUCUAGAUUCAAAAUCUUCCAGCUUCCGAGCCAUUGUCACAGACUCGUGUAAAACUGAGAAUGACUCUGUGAAUGGAAACUGCCAUUUCCAAGUGCCUGGGCAGUCACUAAUAAAAGGAAAAGUUCUUCCUCAAAAUGCUGCAAGGACUAUGGUCAGGAAGAGAGUCUCCAGCAUAUGACUGGACAAUGUUAAAAUACCAGAAGUUAAAAAGCCAUUUUAGGGAGCCAUUUGUCUUUCAGAUCUCUUUCUUUUUGCUGUCUGCAAGGAGGGCAGGCCAUGUUAAACACCUUUUCCUGUACUUAGGCGGUUAUCCAUUACCAGAUUUGAAAGGCUUUCCUGACUCACAGAGUCCAUCCCUUGCUCCUGCAAACUCACUGAUGUGCAGUCCCUUUCAGCAGCUCCCUUCCUUCCCCACCCAGCCUGCUUAGACCUGUGGGAACCUAUUCUGCAACCUCCCUUCCUCAAGUGAGGCAGAAGCAUCACAAAAAUAUUAUUUCUCACAGUCAUGUAAGUGGGACCACAUGAGUUUCCCCACUUCUUUCGCCUCUUUGAUGCUCAGUUGUUUAAGGAGCUCUUCUUCUCAUCUUGGCCCCAUUUUACAGAUCAAAGAGAACCUUGUCCCCAGCCUUUGUUUGCCGAGAUAAACAAGUCCAGUCCUUUAGUCUCCACUUUUAAGAUAGGCUUUCAAGUCUUCUGAACUUCCAAAAGUAACUCUUUUCAUCUGGUAUAAAUGAAUCUUUUUUUGUCCUCCCCAAAAUUGCACGACUUAUUCCAGAUGAGUGCUGUAGUAACAUUUAAGUUUUCUUGUAUUUACCUUCAUGGUAAUGAACUAGAGACAGAGCUGUAAAGAAAUUAGAGAGUUCUGCUGGAGCUCUGUAGUUAUACAUAUGUUCAUCUGCCUUUUUUCCCCAUACUCAGGAGAGACACAUUGAUUCACCUCAUGCACCUCCACUGAUGCACGAGGAGAGUGAGCCCCAGGUGUCCUUUUAUUUGAGAGUGUAAAGUCAAUGUGUAAUGUCAAAACUUAAAACCACCAAUUGAUUCCUCUCAUUAGCAUAAAUAAUGUAAUGACCAGUAUCAGCAUGAGGGCAUCCUGGAAAAUUUAUGGGAGUUGACAUAUAUUUUAAUAAAUGUGAUUUUCAACAAGAACAUGACAAUGCACUGUUAGGAUACACAGCAAUACCACAAGGAUGACCUGGCAUGAUCUGCACUGAAUGAGACUCUGCUCUGUAGCUCCUUGAGCACAGUUGUGCUGCGCCUUCUGUAUGACAGGGAAAGGGCACACUCAGAGGAGGAAGAAUUUUUCUGUCAGGAUAAUGGUACCACAGAGCUUUUUCAGACAGAGCUUAAACAGCAGAACUACAUUGUUGAUACAGGAGCAGGAAAAUACUUUUCCAUAUUCAUAAAGCCCAGAACAUAGAAACUUUGCUACUUAAGUUCUGUGCCAUGUUGCUAUAAAAUAAUACUAAAUCCUUUUUAUUGUGAAUCUAUUAAGGUAUUUUAAAGUCAUUUGAAAGGCAAGAGUGCAAUUCACAUAUGGACUUGUGUAAAUAUGUAUGUUCUGUUGCUAAUUGUAGGAAUGAAGGUUUAUGUGUAUAUAUUUGUAUGCUGAAUGCUAUUUAUACUUCAGUUGUUGCAAAUACUUUUCUGCAUAUGAGUUUAUGUAUGAUAAGGUUAAAAUGCCUGCAGUGUGAAGUCUUCCCCUAAAAGAGAGAAGCAAAGCUUACAGUGCACAACUGUCAGCAAAUAGCUGGUUAGAAAAGUUAAUUUGGCUGGAAUGUUGUACCUGUAUUUACUGUUUUCAAAAGUGUUGAGUGUAGCAUGCCUUGAAGCUGUAUGAAAGGGAAUGAUUAAAGCCAUAUUGAUGUUUAAAA
Molecule: messenger RNA, 4791 nt
Organism: Melospiza melodia melodia
Lineage: Eukaryota; Metazoa; Chordata; Aves; Passeriformes; Passerellidae
Gene: GPRC6A
Product: G protein-coupled receptor class C group 6 member A
Exons: 7
Coding region: 273-3095 (940 amino acids)
Biological process (GO): G protein-coupled receptor signaling pathway
Cellular component (GO): plasma membrane
Molecular function (GO): G protein-coupled receptor activity
Source: RefSeq, a predicted model, not a curated record